Molecule: messenger RNA, 2187 nt
Organism: Linum tenue
Lineage: Eukaryota; Viridiplantae; Streptophyta; Magnoliopsida; Malpighiales; Linaceae
Source: the annotation of a GenBank genome assembly
UUUUACUACAGAAAUGUACCAAGUAAGAAAGCAGGCGGGUACUCGGUAGAUUCGCUACGCUUGCCCGCACCACAUCAACAUUCCUUCUCUCGACUCAAUACGUCCCAAAAUUUCCGAUCGGAGAGCAUCGUCAGUUCACUCCCAACUGAAAACCAAAACUCGGCAGCGACUCAGAAUAAACCAAUCUCAAUCGGCGGAGAUGAUCGUCUGCGUCGCCGUCGUCGGGCAUCAGAACAAUCCGCUGUACAUUCAGAGCUUCACGGAGGCGGACGAUGCGCUGAAGCUCCACCACAUCGUCCACUGCUCCCUCGACGUUGUCGAUGAGCGAGUGAAUAAUCCGAAGAAAUCCGGGCCGACUCUGAACGAAACGUUUCUAGGAUUGCUGUAUCCGACUGAGAAUUACAAAGUGUAUGGAUAUCUGACGAACACGAAGGUGAAGUUUAUCUUGGUGACGACGGAUUUGGACGUUAGAGACGUUGAUGUGAGAAAUUUUUUCCGGAGGUUCCAUGCUGCAUAUGUUGACGCUGUCUCAAACCCCUUUCACGUACCGGGUAAAAAGAUCACAUCAAGGACUUUCGCAGAAAGAGUUAGCAACAUUGUCAAGUCAUUUGGGCUGAGCUCAACUUGAUUGCAUAUUCAGUAAUCUUUGGUGAAACCUGUUGACAAUGUGAUCUUGCUCCUUUUUUUGUACCAACAAUGGUUGAAUUCAGAAGUUUUGUAACAAAGAGAUAGUUGAUAAAUGAUAUGGUGAAGGUUUACAUUGUUUCUAACCUUUGGCAUCCUGGAACCAAAUCCAAAAAAGCAGGUGAUACUGUGCACCUACUAGUUCAAGUAAAUAUCUCACUGAUUCGCUAACUGGAACACAGUAGAAUGCUCGAAAUCUGAAAAUCGUGCCAAAGAGAUGGUCUAUAAAUAUGCAGAAGGUGAAACCACCUACUAGUACAAGUAAACAAUUUCUAGCAGAACACAAAUGGAACUGAGAAAAUGGACUAAGCUCCCUCCAAACUCUUAAAACUCAUCAUCAUCUUCUUCCGCGAUGUGCUUGGCAAGCUCCUGCUCUUGCUGCUGUCUCUCCCUCCUCUUCUCAGCAAUCUCCUUCUCCUUGUGGGAGUUGGGAGGGAAGCGGAGUGCACGGACAGCUUCGUUGUGCAUGUUGAGGCAGAAGGCAAUCCUCGAGUUGAAUGCCAUCUGCGGCUCAUUCGUAGAGUAAAUGUCCCCAGUCUCCUUAGACACCAUCCACCCCUUGGCAUGAUCAAUUGUCGCGUCGAUCGCGCCAUCUCGGAUUGCUUUGGAGACAAUGCUUUCUGCAUCAGCAACGGGGUUUGGGGAGUCGAGUCUCAGCUUCUUGGCGACGUCGGCCAACGAAAUACGAGAGUAGGAGAUGCUGAUAUUCCUGAGCCCAGUUCUGAUGACAUUGUGGCGCAGCCUGACGAUCAGGUUGUGGGUCCUAUCCACGCUGAAUGUCGCUGAGAACUUCUCAGCCACAGAUUUGAAGAGCUCCAAGUCACCUAUUCUGACAGCCUUUGUCAACUCAAAGUAAGGCCUCAGAGCUGUCUCCAUGCCUUUCUGCAUAAAGACGGUCCUUUCGGGGAUUUCUCCUAGCAGCAAUCUGACAAUGACAGCCCAUUUAGUGCAUUGGAUACGGAAGCCAAGGGCUGCAAUGGGGGCUUUCCGAGCAGCUUGUAGGAGGGACUCCUUAGCAUCUGUGUAUUCCAACUGAAUCGUCCUAAUCUUUCCCAGGUAAAAGAGGUACCUACAAAACUGCCAUAGAGAAGAAGAGCUGAAGUGAGAAGGGUAGAAUGAGCAUGAAGAUACCGACAUUUGUGAGUUGUGGCAUCUCUAUCAUGAAAUAACGUACUGGAGUUCUUGUUCACUCAUGUUGCAACAAAAUUUCAUUAGACAUAAUUCACUACUUUAAUCAAUGAAAGAGCAUAGUGAGUAUAUAGUUCAUGCUGUUUAUGCAUGAAGACCAUACUAGUAGAUGCAUUCUAGACAUUUCUAUCAUGCAAAUCUCUGUGCAGUGACUCCUAUUCAUUCAUGUUACUUUACCAACUCAGUAACACAUUAGACGGCUUCCACUGGUUUCAUCACUUACUGGAAGUCUAGUUCGAUGAUUGGACUUACUGAGAAGAAGGCUGAGGCCUUGAGUAUCACUGGUUACCUAAAGAUUAGAAGUAUCAAGAGUCU